AUGAGACACCUUGAGAGAAUCAACUAUCACAAGGAACAUCUCAAUGACCAUUACUGGGUUUUAAAAACCAUCGGAAAAGGAGGCUUUUCCAGCGUGAAACUUGGUUGGCAUAAACUAACACAAACCCAGGUUGCCGUCAAAAUAGUUGCCAAAAAUGACCCACACUUAUCCUAUGAUUCUUCUGAAGCCAAUAUUAUGAAAAGGUUGUGCCAUCAGAACAUCAUACGGCUGUACCACAUCUUAGAAGACUCUAGAAACAUCUAUUUCAUCCUAGAGCAUGCAAUAAACGGCAACUUGAGAGAUUACAUCAAGGCUAAAAGUUACUUAAAGGAAGGGAAGGCCCAACAAUUUUUUUAUGAAAUAACUUGUGCUGUGCAAUACCUACAUGCACGGAACAUAAGCCACAGAGACCUCAAGCCUCGUAAUAUCUUAGUCGACGGCAGAGAAACCCUGAAAGUCUGUGACUUUGGGCUCAGCACUCAGUUUAAGCCAGGGCAGAAGUUCACUAAUUUUUGUGGCACAGUGCCCUUCACUGCCCCAGAGAUGUUCUACAAUGACGGCUAUGAUGGCACCGCUGUUGACAUGUGGAGCUUAGGAAUAAUCUUAUACAACAUGCUUGUGGGCAUAAUCCCCUUCCACAUCUUUAACAAUUCCCAGCAGUACAUAUGGCUUCUGCUUCCGAGCAACAUCACGGAAGAAGCCCAAGACCUGCUAAAUCAACUGCUGAUGCUGGAGUGGCAGAAGAGGGCUACCCUAGAUUAUGUCAUCCAGCAUCCUUGGCUGAACCACUCACACAAUGGCAAUGGCAGGGAUGUAAAGACCACUCUCCCCAAAUGCUCAUACUCAGAGAUCGUGGCCACAAUGACUACCAUGGGCUACAAAGCCCGGGAAAUCCAGGACUCUCUGAGAAAGAGGAAGUUUGAUGAUACCAUGGCCACGUACCUUAUUCUGUAUCAUCAGAUGCCUCGGGGCUUGGGCUCCAGCAGUGAUGGCAAACCAAGGUCUUCAGGCAAAGUGCCUUGCCUAGCCCCCUCAAAACCUCCCAUCACUGUGGCUAGGAGGAGGAAGGGCAGUGUCUCCAACCUUCAUUCUUUCACCCUCUCCCCUUUGAGAUUCCAGCAGGAGGAGGAGGACCAAAGUUCACAAAACCUGAGCGUGAAACAUGUCUCCUUGCCCGCUAUUCCCUUCUCCCACAUGGGCAGCCAGGCCGUUUCCAGACUACCCUGUGAAAAUACUCCAGAGCCUGGGUCCUCCAUUGAGGGCAAUGUCGGCCAAUCCCACUUUGGAGACCUGUCCAGCCUGUCCCUUGGGACUCCCUCCAACAGUGACAACCAGGAAAACUCCGAUGCUAGGAGUGGCAGAGAGAGUGCAUCCACCUGCCCUCCAGAGGUCAGGCCCAGACUCUGGAAAACAUUUCGAAAGAGAGUCAUGAGGGCCCUCAGGUCACUGUGUUCCUGUCUGUCUGCCCGGAGGAGGAAAUCCCGGAACAAAAUAGUUCCAGGGCAGAGAACAGACAGCGACGACACUAGGUAG
Molecule: messenger RNA, 1533 nt
Organism: Dipodomys ordii (Ord's kangaroo rat)
Lineage: Eukaryota; Metazoa; Chordata; Mammalia; Rodentia; Heteromyidae
Product: sperm motility kinase-like
Exons: 1
Coding region: 1-1533 (510 amino acids)
Biological process (GO): intracellular signal transduction; protein phosphorylation
Cellular component (GO): cytoplasm
Molecular function (GO): protein serine/threonine kinase activity; ATP binding
Source: RefSeq, a predicted model, not a curated record